UAAAGAAGGACGUUCGUACGGUAGCGCGCGGACGUAACAACGCUUUUCUGUCGUUUCUUGGCCAAAAACAAAAACAAAAUGCAAUAAAGCACAUGCAAAAGCAGUAACAAAAAAAAAACAAAAACAUGAAAUGUAAUUGUGGCAGCAAGAAAAAAGUGCAAAGCAGAGACUAACAAAGCAAAUAAUUUGAAUAUUAAUUAUUUGUCAAGUGCUUAACUCAAUGCCACUGCUCUUAUCAGUUGGGCAAAUAAUAGAAAAGUAAAGAAAUAUUUAUUUACGACCACAUGUAUUUGUGUUUUUGCAUUGUAUUUGCACUGAUUUUGUGCUUUUACUUUUCUACGCGAAAGUGAAAUUGAUUACAAGAAAAUCAUAAGUAACUUGUAAUUAGUACGUAAUUAGAAAUUUCUAGAGUUUUACUUAUAAUUACAAUUAUUUCGUGGUUUUUGGCUAGCGUUUGCGGUUGUUUAGCGAUUAUUUUAUUACUAAUUUUUUUAAUUAAGUGCGAACAUUCGUGGAUAUUUUGCCGUCGCGCGUGCUGAGAAUAUAUUUCGAUUGCCAAUAAUGAAUACUAAGAAGGCUAAAUGUUUUUCAAAAAUGUAAUGCGAGAAAAAAAGUUUUAACUUGACACAUAUCAACGAAUUUUUCAUGGAAUAAUCAAUAGAAAUAGUGAAUAAAACAUAUACGAAGCUUAAGGCAUAAAAAAUAAUAAAAAAAUAUACGAGAAUAUUUUCCAAACACUUUCAAAAAAAUCACAAAAAAUACUUAUACUUCAGUGUAAAGAAGAAACUGCGUAGCAACUGCGCUGAACAUACCCAGUAGGAAAAAUAUAGUGCAAACACAUACACAAGCAAAAACAAAGACCGAGAUUAAAUGCGUUAAAAACUAUACAAGAAAAACAUAAAUUAUAUGCAAAGCGCAGAUGCUACAACAACACUUAUAACAACCAGCUUAAAAUAUAAUAGGUUGGAGAAAACAACAACAACAAUAACGAAAAUGCUGUCAUUCUAUGCAAAUUACGUGCUACACACGUCUCGACUGACGCCCACAAUGGCCAAAACGUUUGCCAAGCUGUUUGAACUUAAUAUGCCAUAGAUAUGCGCAACUGCACACACACACUUUGAAAGACACUCACACACACACAAGGACGAAUACAAAGUGAAAAAUACGCUGUAGUUCACCUACAUACAUAGUGAUGAAUGUGUGAAAAAGUGUAAAUGUCAUGACGUUUAUUUAUUGUCUACGAAAACCACAAAACCCGAAACACAAAUAACAGCAACAACAACAACAACAACGACUAGUCUGCAUAGUUAAAACGCAUAAAAAAACUGUUUAUUUUUGUUUGUAUGUGUACGUGACGCAACCAACACGUUGUAUUUAACAAAAAAGUUGCAGAAAACAACAAUAAUUCGAACAACAACAAUAUUUCGAGCAACAACAACGACAUUUUGAGCAACAACAACAACCCUUCGAGUAACAACAACAAUAUUGCAAGAAACAACAAUAAUAUUUUGAGCAACAAGAACAACAUUUCAAACAACAACAACAAUAAUACGAAAACAACAACAACAAAAAUUCGAAAAACAACAACAACACCGGCGAGUGAUACCACGUCAAGGACAUUGACAAGCUGAGCAAUCACGACGCAGGAUAACGGCAAACGAGUGGCCACACGAAGUUGAUAACGACAACAUAACGUGUAAGCUAAGGGUAUUCCAUAAAUAUUUGUGUUCGCGUGUGUGCGUUUUCAUACAACUUUUUCACUUUAUUGCCCGCGUGUGGCAAUAAAAGCGGCAAAAAGAGGAAAAUAACAAAGUCUGUCAUCGAUACGGUUGAAGAAGCAGCCACCCUGUUGCUGGCAUUCAAUUGCAGACACCGACAAAGGCAGCUUACGACUUAACACACACAUGCAAGCAAACACACAGUGAAUGUGUGCGGCAUUUAUUUUAUAUUUUGCUCGUAGGAAGAGCUCGGCAAGCUAGCCUUGUGCUACAAUUACUUAAGCCUCGCACACAUACACAGUUAUUUACAAAUACAUAUAUACAUAUAUACAUAUAUAUCAGGUAUAUAUGUAUGCACAGAUCUCACCUAGAACGGCUGACGGCUAUGCGACGUUGCUAAUUUCAAUAUAAAUCAAGCUGCUCAACAUAGCAACGGAAAAGCAGCAGAAGAAUCAGAAACAGAAACAGAAACAUACAAAAAAUAACCACCCACUCUGCAAGAACAACAACAAUAACAACUAAGGAGAAAAACAAACUAAAGACCAACCCAACUAAAGACGCUCUACGGCAACGAACCUCCAUGCAACUCACCAACCCAGCGAACAUCUGCACCACCAACCGACCAACAAUAAAUACAACAACAACGACAAGAACAACUAAUUCACCUUCAAAGCUUUAAGGAUUAAGCAAGCAUUAAUAUCGAUCAGUUACAAGCGACAACAAAAGUAGCAAAUAAACGAGUACCAGCGCACACAUUGUUGCAGCAGGGGAGAAAGUACUCACAACAACAGCAACAAAAACAAAAGCAAAAACAAAGUACACAAUAAUAAAAGCGAUAAUAGCGUCUCACGUCGCAACUAAAGCGUGCAACGAACAACAACUACAAAAUACUAACACACACACUUACACAAAUAGACGUGUGUGUGUUUGUGUGACAUGUUGUUAGCUUGAAAUUAGAGUCCUCUAGAAUCACCUAUACAGCUGUCAAACACAUCUACAAACAACUACACACAUACAACCUUUCGCCCGCCUGCCUGCCUGCCGAACAAAUAGGAAUUCAACGAAAUGGCACGACGCAAAGGAAGCGGAAGAGGAAAAACAACAGUGAAUUCACGCAAAUCGGCGUUGGAGAACGCGCGCGAGCGGCUCAAAGAUGAUCCCGGCGGCACAACGCAAUCACGCCAAACGCAACAGCAACAACAAAACCUUAGCAACAGCAAUAUGGAAGCUGCCACAACAACAACUACAACAACAAAACACUAUAAUAAAACAACAAAAUUACAAAACAAUCAUCAUCGUGCCACAGAACGACGCGGCACAUAUCGCACGCAAGGCGGCGAAGCGCAAGCAAAUGCCAGCGAUAACGUCAAAGUGCCAAAGCAGACAGCCAAGCAGGCAAAGGCGGCAGCAGCAGCUGCACAACGCGCCGCCGCACUGGCUGCUUACACGACAACGGAGACAGUAGUCAGCGGCAGCACUGGCAAGGCAACGGCUGGCGGUGCCAAAGAUCCACUUGCGAUUGGCAACGAGGCAGCGGUGGUCAUACAAGGCAAUAACAAGUCGGCACGCGCCAGGGAAGCUAGAGGAGAGCAAAAGACUGUUGUAAAAUCGGAAACAGCCACAACAAAUGUUAAUAAUAACAACAACAACAAUACAACCACCGCCACUAGCAGUAGCAGCAGCCACAACAGCAACAACAAACACAGUGAUACUAGUAACAGUAGUUUAAGCAAAAAUAAUUUUACCUUAAGUCAAACUGAGUUGGCGCGCAAAAGUGAAAAAUCACAGCAGCAACAACAACAACAACAACAAAAUGUCAACAAUAGUAGUGAUAUGACAGCAACAGCUAAAACAGCGGAGGCAACAGCAGGUGCAGCGCCAGUCGCAGCGCCUGCCACCGAGCCGAAUACCUGGAAUAACGCGCGCUAUUUACACAAAAAGUUCAAACGCCUCGCCAGCACCACAGACGUGGACAGCCUGGUGGCGGACAGUCAGAGCGUCAAUGCCGCAGGCAGCAGUGCGAGUAGUGAGGCAGGCAGUGAGGCGGCGCCAACGCGCACCACCUCGCUGUCUUCAGCCGCGUCGACUAGUUCAAUAUCGCCGCCACCGGCCACAACACCCACACCCACAGCGGCGACGAAUGCGCAAAGCACAGCGCCAACUACCAACGCCGCUUAUGUACAAAGUGCCAUUGCCGCGUUGCCAUUGACGAAUGGACACGCGCACGCGACGUCGGCACCGGCUGUUGCAACAGUGGAACACUCCAAUUACAAUAACAAUACGCAUAGUGUUAAGUACAGCGGCGCGUCAGCAAAUAGCAAUAACCACAGUGAGAGCAAUAACAAUGAUGGCAUCAGUGCGGCGCAGCAGCUGGAAGCAGAGCAAAUACCGCAAACUUUGUCGCAUAUUUAUGAGAAUCAACAGAGUCAGCAGAAUAACGGUGGCAAUAGCAAUGCCAGCACGGGACGCUACGUGUGUCCCUAUUGCAAUCUGAAUUGUACAAAACCGUCGGUGCUGCAGAAGCACAUACGCGCGCACACCAACGAACGUCCCUACCCGUGCGACAUCUGCGGCAUCGCAUUCAAAACGAACAGCAAUUACUACAAACAUUGCCGAUCGCGUUCGCACGCUGCGCGGAAACGCGGCAUUGCGGUGCCUAUAAGCGCCGAUGAUGGGCUCUUCGGCGGCUCCGAUCAGGAGGGCGAUCCGGAACUGAGCAACAGCAGCUCAGAUGUGAUAAGUCGCACCGCCUCGCCGCUGGAAGAUCUAAGCACCGCAUCGUCACCUGUGGUAAUGAGCACUACGCCGUCAACAGCCAACACACUUACACCGCAACAACUGCAGCAGCUGCAGCAACAACAACAAAAGCAGACGCAACUACAACAACAACAACAAAUUGUUUUGGCAUUGCAACAUCAGCAGCAGCUGCAGCAAGCCAGCGCCGCGCAAUCACCGCAUGUCGCGCUGCCAUCCACACCCUCACCAUCAUCGCUUUCGUCAGCGAAAAGCGCCUACUUGCAACAGCCCGCGCAGCAACAACCGCAACAAUUACCGCUAGGUUCACCAGCUGCUGGCACAUUGCCGCCACCGCAGCCGACGACAUCAAAUGUCACUACAAUUACUGCCGUUACCACGACGUCCAAACAGGCCGCCGCCGCCACCGAGCUUAAACCUUACAAACCGAAAUUUCACAAUGCGGCGUUUUAUGCGACGACCAAGGAAGCAGCGGCAGCAGCCGCCGCCGUCGCAGCUGGCAUGCCGCCCGGUCUGUUGCAACCCUUGCCGUUACAACAGUCGCCACACCAGCAACUACCACAAGCGCCACCACAUAAUAUGCCGCCUGCUACACACCUAGCUAUGCUGCCGCAAGCGCAAGCGCCACAGCCAGCGCCAACUGCGGCGCAUCAUCCAUCGCUGUCGCCCAGCACACAAGUGAAGCUGAGCAAUCACAUCAACACACAUCAGUUACAGUUGCAGCUGCAGCAGCCACAACAACCGCAAGCGCUACACGUGCUACCGCCGCCGCUCAAUGCAGGCAUACCACUGCAUCACGUGGCGGCCAUGUCACCGAAAAGCGCCGGCCCGCGCCCUGACUUGGUGAACGCAGCAGCGGCUGUAGCAGCGGCCAACAUGGGUUAUCUGCCAGGCACGCGCAUGAUCUACCCGGGUGGCAUUGAUUUUCCGCCUGAUGCACUGCACAUGAUGACGGCCGAUAAACGUCAAAAACUGCACUUCCAGUACAAGUGGCUGGAGCAAGAGUUGCAACAACACUUUCACAAACUAAGUCAGCAGCAGCAACAGCAGUUACAGCAUAUGUCGCCCUCACAGUUAGCCGUACAUGCACCACCAGCACCAACAACAGUACUAAAACCCACCGCUACAUUGCCAGUGCCCGCGCGCGCGACGAGCGCGGCUAAUGCCCAACAUGCUAGCGCGGCGCCAGCAGCAGGUAUGCAGCAAAUGACUGCGUCUGCGCCAUUGCCUGCAGCGCAACAAACGCCAUUACAAUAUUUCUCCAACACUGGCGGCGGCGGUAUGGUAAGCGGCGCCAGCAGUGCCAACAGCAACACCACCGCCUCUAUAAGCACCGGUAUCUUGCAUAGCAACAUCUCCAAUGCGGCCGCCAGCGGCACGAACAAAGUGGCCGAUCUUGUGCAGGAACACAUCACAAAGUUGAUCUCACAGAAUGAGGCAAUUGUGGAGAAUAAAGCGGUGCUUCUGCAGAAGAAGUAUCCGAAGGGUCUAAAUCGCUCGCGUAGUUUUACUAAUAAUGGCGGUGGCAACAGUAGCGGCGCGGCAGCCACCUCGACAGGCAAUGCAGGUGGCAGCAAUGUCAGUUUGGUCGCCACUACCGCGGUGGGCAGCGAUAGCGCCACCAACGCUAGACUAGCGCAAGCGAUUGUACAGAAGCAACAACAGCAACAGUUACAACAACAAUUGCAGCAGCAGCAACACUAUCAACAGCAAUUCCAGCAACAGCUAAUGGCCGGCUCACAGGCAAUGCAAAUGCCACCGCCCUCCCAGCAGCAGCAGCAGCAACAUAUUGCACAGCUGCGUCUCGAGGAGCAACAUCAACAGCAUCAAAUGCAGCUGCAACAACAACAGCAGCAGCAACAUCACAUGCAACCAAAUGGUAUUUCGAAGAAUCUUAUGUCAAUGUCCAGCGCGACAAAGUCCAGCGGCAUUUCAGCGCCUAUGCCACAACACUUGCAAACUUUGCAUCCGCAACCCCAACGGCAUCCAACCACAUCCGCUUACAGACAGCAGCAGCUGUCGACUGUGCCGCCACCAGAAACGCAACGCCCAACACCGUCACCUACAAGCGCACAAUCUAGCGGCGCCUUACACAAAGACAACAUGAACGCUAUGCAGCAGAUAAGCGCCGCCGCCAACUCAAAUGCGCUGCCAUUGAACCUCUCCGCUAAGCCGAAGCCGCGCCAGGAAGAACAAACCGAAACCAUUCCAGCAAGCAACUUAGCCAACUCAACGCCAAGCAAUACACCGCGCAAGCGUCAGUCUAUCGAAAACCAGAUGUCCAAUUCCAGCAAUGAUGGUUCCACCAACAGUUCGAUGGUUACCGCGCCGCCAACUGCUAGCAGCGGCGCCGCCAAUGCCAAACAACCAACAAAUGUUUCUAUAAUUAAGAAUUUGCUGCUGAAUGCGCGUGGUUUGGCGAAACCAACCGGCGAAGGUGAGGAUGCUGUUUACAAUUGUCCGCUCUGCUCGAAUACCUUCCGCACGGCAGAGGAUUUACAGCUGCACAACAGCACUUACUGCCAAGGUGCCACAAGCGCGCCUAUCAGUCCAGUAUCGUCGCCUUCGUACCUCCACUUCCGCUCGAACUCGAUGACAUUGAAUCUGCCCGAGCUGAAGAACACCAUCUUAAGUUCACAAAAUCCACUGCCGCUCGCUAAGCUGGCUUGGUAUCAGCUACGCACCAAACCGAGUUCGUUGGUUUUAAGUCGACUGAGCGCCUCGCAGGCUGGCAGCUCAAAGGCUACUACAACCACGACUACUUCGGCGACAUCCACCGCACCAACUAGUUCAACAAGUAGUAAUAGCGUUGCCAACUGUGUUGCUUCACCUAGAAGUACGCCGCCUAAUGGUCCGCCUGCCAAUUUGACGUUACCCGAUCCGAACAUUGUACGUUUGAUCGAUGCACCACUGCCAUCACCAGGUCCACUGUUGGGCAAAACACCACUUGUCGAUUUUGGUAAUACCAGCGAGACGCGUAAGACGUCAGAAGAUGUGAUUAUAACCAAAAUGCAUGAAGAUCGUCAAUUCGAGACACAUACAUCCGCGAAACGCGCUAAACUGGCUUCGGAUAGCAACGAGGUAUUUUCGCUAAAUCAAGCAUCUACCAGCAGCGGUUGUGGUGUGAUGGCCGCAACGUCAAGCAAGCGCUUGACCAUCAAUAGCAUCAGUGGCGGUGAUAUACAGCUGCUGCCCAACACCAGUACCAGCGACCUGAGCAAAAAGGAGGAACGCAUGCGUCGCUUCACCUCUUCCGGCGGCUGUAUUAUACCACUUUCGGAGUGCAGUGAUGUGGAUAAGAGCACAAAAAUGAUACGUACACCCUUGCUCUCGGGCGGCAGUUUUCAGGAAGUCUCACCCAAACCGAAGGAUAAGGAAAACAAAAGUAAUAUUGCAUUGCCCUUUCCGAACAGCAGUGCCUUCACGCCGAAACUAAGCUUGGUCGGUCUUGGUUUACCCACAAAUGGGCCGCAGCAUUUUCAUCAGUUCUCCAUCAACCCCAUAACAGCAUUCAAUCCGUUAACGCUGCCACCUUUGCAGAGCAUGACCGGUAGUGGUGAGAAAAUUAUACCACAUGUACCCGGUAUACCCGGACCAAAUAGUCUAACACCCCAACUGCCACCACCGCAACAUCUGCAGCUGCCGCAACCGGGACCACAACUGCUAACCGCAGGACGAUCGCUCAGUCCGAACCGCAAAAAGACACAAAGCCCGCUGCUGAUUGCUAACAGUGCUAGUCCCAAAUCUAUGACGAUGUCGUCGCAGGAAAAUCUCAAAUCUGCAUCACCAUUUCGUGGCGCGCAAAAUGCACCCAACGAGUUCGAACGUGCGUCAGGCAUGCGUGCGGCACGCAAUUGGAAUCCGCAAGCUGCAACAGGCUCGACAAGCAAGCCAAACAGUUUAGAUGUGCCGAAGAAGCCAUUUAAUUUCACACGCAUGGCUGACAAUAUAAGUCCGCGCAAAGGUGGGAGCGCCAAUAUGCCAAAAAGCUCGCCGCCAGAAAAUGAAGUGCGUCACUUCAAUUUCGAUCAUUUAACUAAGGAUGUGGAGACCGGCACCACGACACCGGCAAACUCUGCACUCACACCCCUACAUGUUGAUAUUAACGCCAGCGCUGCGUCUGGCAACAGCAACGGCUCAGAGCCCACCGACGCCGAGAGAAAGAAAUCUAAAUUUCUGCGACCAACCAGUCUGCCACUCAAACCGGGCACAUUCACACCGAAAAGACAUCACGGCAUCACACCAAAUGCCAACACCCUGCCACUUAUUUCACCGGAGACACCACGUCAAUCCAAAUCUUGCGUACAACUCUAUCUAAACGGCCAUGCUUACACAUAUUUAGGACUCAAGUGUAGCACGAAAAUGUUCUACUGCACCGUUAACUGUCCGCAGGCUUCUUAUGUGGCGGGCGCUCAGAAGCUCUCCAUGUACAGCGUUUGGAAGGUUUGCGCGGAAAACAAUCCACAUCCGUUGGGCUUUAAACCGAAGUUGGUGAUGUCCUUGUAUGACUCACGUCAGAAGAGCUCUACCAGCACUAUGGCCGGCAUGAAUAAGCUGCCCUACACUUUGGUUGUCUCGCAGCAGACCGUUAUGACACCGUUCGAGAACAAUCAGGGUCAGUAUCUGCAUCAUCAAUUGAAGCAAAUCUCACUCAACACCAAUACUACGGAGAGCGCCGAACAGUUGAAGAAGGUUAGCGCCGGUAGUAGCGGUAGCAGCAGUGGUAGUAGUGGUAGCGCAGAUGGCAGUAGCAAGAAAGAGCCAUCGGCUAGUCAGAUGUUAGUUGGUGGCUAUGAAUCGCACGAGGACUACACCUAUAUACGUGGUCGUGGUCGUGGCCGAUAUGUGUGCUCGGAGUGCGGCAUUAGAUGUAAAAAGCCUUCGAUGCUGAAGAAACAUAUACGCACCCACACCGAUGUGCGUCCAUACACUUGCAAGCAUUGCAAUUUCAGCUUUAAGACAAAAGGCAAUCUCACGAAGCACAUGCAGUCAAAGACGCAUUUCAAGAAAUGUCUUGAGCUCGGCAUUAACCCUGGACCAAUGCCAGCUGAUGGUGAAUUUCUCGAACCGGAACCAGAGUUCGAUCAACAAUCGACCACUUCGGCUGGUGGACGCACGUCGUCCAUACCAGGCGAAUCGGACUCGGACGAUUACAGUGAUAACGAGUCCGAAAGCAGCGAUACGGACGAGUCGAAGUCGCGUCUGCUGGAGCACGAAGCAGCGCGUGGUUUGCUUUCGCUCUCUAUGACACCACCCAUCGGGCAAAGCAUUUCACCACAUCCGAAAAGUGAGCCAUACCCAUAUCAGCAGCAUGGCGAACGCAUAGAAUCAGCCGCUAUGUCGUUUGUAGGCCAGACAAGCAUGGCAACAACAGCAGUCACAACAACCUGUGCGUCAACUGGCAGCACGCAUCCCACCGGUAUUAAACGUGUCAUAUCAUUCAGUUCACCCAAACCACCGUUCGACUAUCAGAAACAAGAGCAAUACUACUCCAAUCCCGAAGAGUCCAAGCCGAAACCCAAUAAUAACGCCGCUGCAGCGAGUUAUGAAAGUGCACCUAUAGAUCUCACCAAGCCACGUGCUGCCGUUAGUGUUGCGACCUCGUCUGUAACGGCCAACACAGCUGCAAUUCAGCUGAGCAAUGCAGCGCUUUCAGAAGAAUACAGCGCCAGCACAGCAGUGCCGCUAAGUGGUCCGCCAGUGCAAACACAAGCGCAAAUACGUGACGUGAUCUUCGGCAAUAGCAACAAUGAAUCGGGUUUUUUGAAAACACUCAUCUCAGUGUCGGACAAGGUGCGCAGCUCCACUGAAAUGCUUGAGAACUACAAGAACGGCGAUGAGCUUUCGCAAGCCUACCAAUACCACAAGGCAUUCCAAUACCAUAAAAUCAAGCAAAUACAAAUGAACCAGAGCUUCCCCGACGCCGUCAAUGUGAACGCUAUCAAUCAAAAUCUCGCCAGCACAACAAACAUGAGUACCGUAAGUGUAGCGGGCGCUGGAUCCAACACAGCGCUCACAACAACAGCGAGUGCAAGCAGCGGUGUGCGUAUUUCAGAGAGCAUAGCCGCGACGGUGUUAACCAACGAUACCGCAGAUACCACAGACAGUCUACCGAACAAACCCUCAGCCGCCACCUCCAACAAAGUGGAGAGGGAGAAGAGCACAACUGAGUUGCAAGUACCCACAAUCGAAGUCAUUCCAGCACCAACGGAAGAGUCGAAGAGCGAACAAACAGUGGCUCCAGCAGCAGCAGCAGCAACAGCCGCAAGCAAUAAUAAAAGUAAUGUUUCGAACAGCAAUGUCACUAAUAACAAAGCAUUACCCACAAAGUCCAACGUGCCUGCGGCAUGUAAAUCAUCCGAUGAAGGUGAAGAUAGUGAAUACAUUUCCGAUCAGGAACAACCAGCAGCAGGUCAAACCGCGAAACGCAGUCGAAACAUCAGCAAUACAGCAAACAACAACAGUACAGCAAACACAGAGCCGCAUAAUGCUAAAUUACCUGCGGUUGUGGCACAACCGGGAACUACCGAUUUCACAGGCGUGCUUUCGGCACCUGGACGUACAGUCGUUGUUGGCGAAGAUGGUCUAAAGAAGUCUGGUAAUAAUGAAAUUCAACCCGUCUAUCCGCGCGUGCGCAUGUCACCCGAUGGACGGCCGGUGUGUAAAGUUUGUACUAAAACGUUCCAGACACAAGGCCAAUUGUCUUUACAUAUGAAUAUACAUUACAUGGAGCGCAAGUUUCGCUGUGAGCCAUGCGGCGUAUCUUUCCGCACGCAAGGUCAUCUGCAGAAGCAUGAACGCGCCGAAGCGCAUAAGAACAAAGUCAUGAUGACGUCCACCUUCGGCGUGCCGACAACCUCCAACCCACGUCCCUUCGAGUGUACCGACUGUAAAAUCGCCUUCCGCAUACACGGACAUCUCGCCAAGCAUUUGCGCUCUAAAACACAUGUACAAAAAUUGGAGUGCCUACAGAAAUUGCCAUUCGGCACUUAUGCCGAGAUCGAAAGAGCCGGCAUUAGUCUCACCGAGAUCGAUACCAGCGACUGUGAGAACUCGCUGAUCUCGCUGAAAACACUUGCACAAAAACUCAUCGAAAAGGAUCCGAACAAAUUGGGCAGCUACACAACACCUUCGGGCAUGAGUGGUGGCAGUGGACUGAGUGGCGCCAGUGGUGGUAUGAGCGAAUCAGCCGGCAUAAAUAACAAUCACAGCGCGAUUGUGUCGCAGGAUAGCGCUUCGGAGGACGAUUUUAGCGCCGCUACAAUUGCAGCGGCCACAGCUAUUGCCUCGCUGGACAACGAUAGCGCUACGAACACGCCGAAACGCACCAACUCGACCUCGGAAGACGAGGCCAUCGCAAGCGGUUUGAAUAAUAAUCUCAAACGCCGUCUGCCCGGCAAUUUCAGCAAUGGCGAAGAGAGCGACAAUCCCACCGAGAGUGCGAGCAGCGAGAAACGUGCGCGUGUCUCCUCACUCUCCAGCAUUGGUGCAGCCAGCGCCACCGCUGCGGUCGGUUCGCCCGCAUCGAUCACCUCAUCGAAUGCAUCAUCAAAUAACUGACAUUAUGCCUAUGCGCCGUCGAGCGGAUGAAUGAGGGAUGGUUUGCCGCUGGCAAUGCCGCAACACAGCGCCGCCACCGCCAGACAGCAGUCGCCAGCAACGCAGCCAAUAACCGCACAAUGGCAAGCGCCUGCUUUGCAAUGCAACAAUUUUCACAACGCCACUAACAGCGGCUGGAGCGGUAGUAGUGCUGGUGGUUUGGAACAAAAACAAUUUCACCUGCAAUUACAAUAUCAGCCGCACCAUGCGGUGGAGACACCGUUUGCCUUUCCCCAGUUGAUGCAGAGGAAGUACUAGCGUGUAGUACUUUUGAAGCGGCUAACAAGUGCGUAAGCGCGUGAUAUGUACAUACAUACAUAUAUAAAGAGUUUAUAUUAUAUAUAGAAUUUAUAUUAUAUAAAGUAGAUUUGCGUAAGAGAUUAUGCUAAGCGUUUAAGUGUAACGGCAGUUGUGCUCAGUUGAAAACUAGUUUUGAAAAGACAAAAAAUCCCAAAAAGUCAGCGCAUAUCCUGUAUUACAUAUCGUAUGUAGACAACAGUUAUACAUAACGGAUACACUUACAAAAACACACCGUUUUACAACAAUAAUUUCUUUUUGUUUUACAUAGUAAGCAGCAAAUUUGAGGUUAUUCCAAACCAUGAAACACAAAAACCCGCUAAAAUAUUGAGAGAAAUAUUAAAUAAAAAUAAAAAAUAAUCGGAAUAGAGUAUAAAAAUCUGCAUUUGGGCGCAGCUGUCGUUAUAUUUUUGCUUGGCAUUUUUGCUUGGCUUAUGUUUAGUAUACAAAUAUUUAUAAUAAAAAAUAAGCAGGUUGUGCGCUAAAAUGAAAGAAAAUAAGUUAAAAGGCAUACAAACAUUGUUUUGAAAAUAUUUAAAAUUUCAAAAAUAAAAAUUCAAAAAAAUGUUAAAAAAAAAUUAAUUCGAAAAUUAUUUUUCAACACUACUAAAUUUAUUUAAU
Molecule: messenger RNA, 12989 nt
Organism: Bactrocera neohumeralis
Lineage: Eukaryota; Metazoa; Arthropoda; Insecta; Diptera; Tephritidae
Gene: shn
Product: pneumococcal serine-rich repeat protein
Exons: 8
Coding region: 2784-12032 (3082 amino acids)
Biological process (GO): regulation of transcription by RNA polymerase II
Cellular component (GO): nucleus
Molecular function (GO): zinc ion binding; DNA-binding transcription factor activity, RNA polymerase II-specific; RNA polymerase II cis-regulatory region sequence-specific DNA binding
Source: RefSeq, a predicted model, not a curated record